UAUUUUUUCUAGAAACAAUUUUUCUCUUUUGCUUUGUUCUUUUGUUGGAUGAAGAUUACAUGUUUCAAGCUUCCUUGUUUGAAAAAAUAAGCCACAUAAAUUUUAUUCCAGAUUUGACCUUAUCCUCUCCUCUGAAUUUGAGAGUGGAGUUUAAGCUUGUUUCACUGAACUGGAAUUUACAGAUUCUGGAUCUGCAGCAUCAUUGAUGGGAACAGAACUCAUGAGAUUUUGCAUUAAGGAAGAGAAUGAUGACAUCCCAUCAGUUCCACCUGGUUUCGAGUCACUUGCUGCUUUCACCUUAAAGAGGUUCCAAGAUGGUGAAAAACAAGGAACUCAAGACGUAAUUACCUCUUCAGUCUCCAUAAGCACUUCUGACUUACAGUCAGUAAAGAUAGAAAUGGAUAGCGACAGUCAUGCUGACACAAAAAUCACAAGGUCUCUCCGGCGUAGAGCUUGUAUAAACUAUGGACAAUUGGGCAAUAAUAGUUCAGAGGAUGAAUCUGAUUCUGCAAAGCUUAAUCAAAAUCUUAGUUUAAGGUAUCAUCUACCAAAGGGGGUUAUUCGUGGAUGUGCACAAUGCAGAAAUUGCCAAAAGGUCACUGCAACAUGGUGUCCUGAAUAUGCUCGCAGGCCUGACCUUGAGGAUGCUCCUGUAUUCUACCCUACAGAAGAGGAGUUUGAAGAUACUUUGAAAUACAUAGCUAGCAUACGACCAAAAGCUGAACCGUAUGGAAUAUGUCGUAUUGUUCCUCCUCCUUCUUGGAAACCUCCCUGUCCUCUGAAGGAAAAAUCUAUUUGGGAGGGUUCUACUUUUGCUACUCGUGUCCAGAGGGUUGACAAACUACAGAAUCGAGAUUCAAUGAAAAAGAUGUCAAAGCUAUAUAACCAUACCAGGAAGAAAAGGAGAAAGUGCAUGGGAAUGGCGGUAGAUUGUGGGGUAGAUAGUGGAAAUAUCUCAGGGUGCAAUGAUGUUGGUGUUUGUCAGGCUGAGAGUUUUGGAUUUGAACCUGGUCCAGAGUUUACUCUGAACACAUUUCAGAAAUAUGCAGAUGAUUUCAAGGCUCUGUACUUCAGGAAGAAUGAUAACAUCGUUAGUAAGGGAGGUAAGGCAGCAGUGCUUCAUGAGAACUGGGAGCCAACAGCGGAGAAUAUUGAAGGUGAAUACUGGCGGAUUGUAGAGAAAGCAACUGAAGAAAUAGAGGUGCUUUAUGGGGCUGAUCUAGAAACUGGGGUUUUUGGCAGUGGGUUUCCAAAAAAGUCUGGUCAGUUUGGUUCUGAUACAAAUGAACGUUAUGCAAAGUCUGGUUGGAACUUGAAUGAGUUUCCGAGGCUUCCUGGAUCUGUCCUUUCUUAUGAAAGUGGUGAUAUAUCUGGUGUUUUAGUGCCAUGGUUGUAUAUAGGAAUGUGCUUUUCCUCCUUCUGUUGGCAUGUUGAAGACCAUCACUUAUAUUCACUGAAUUACAUGCAUUGGGGUGCUCCAAAAAUGUGGUAUGGGGUCCCAGGGAAGGAUGCUAUUAAAUUGGAAGAGGCUAUGAGGAAGCAUUUACCUGAUCUGUUCGAAGAGCAACCUGACUUGCUUCAUAAGCUGGUGACACAACUUUCUCCUUCUAUACUAAAAUCUGAAGGGUUACCAGUCUAUCGGUGUUUACAAAAUUCAGGAGAGUUUGUUCUAACCUUUCCUCGAGCAUAUCAUUCAGGGUUUAAUUGUGGCUUCAAUUGUGCGGAGGCAGUAAAUGUAGCCCCUGUUGACUGGUUGCCCCAUGGACAGAUUGCUAUAGAGCUUUAUCGUAAGCAGGGGCGAAGGACUUCCAUCUCCCAUGAUAAACUGUUGCUUGGAGCAGCAAGGGAAGCAGUGAAAGCUCAUUGGGAACUUAAUUUACUGAAAAAGAAUACAGCGGAUAACUUAAGAUGGAAAGAUUUGUGUGGCAAGGAUGGAAUAUUAGCAAAAGCACUCAAGGAACGUGUGGAGAUGGAGCGUGUGAGGAGAGAAUUUCUUUGCAAUUCUUCGCAGGCACUAAAGAUGGAGAGCAAUUUUGAUGCCACAAGUGAAAGGGAAUGCAUUGUCUGCCUUUUUGAUUUGCACCUAUCUGCAGCAGGAUGUCAUUGUUCGCCAGAUAAGUAUGCAUGCUUGGAUCAUGCGAAGCAAAUGUGUUCUUGUGGUUGGGGUACCAAAUUUUUCCUAUUUCGCUAUGACAUCAGUGAAUUAAACAUACUUGUUGAAGCAUUGGAAGGAAAAUUGAGCGCAGUUUACAGAUGGGCAAGAUUAGAUCUUGGACUGGCCCUGACAUCUUAUGUUUCUAAAGACAGUUUGCAAGAUUGUAAAGUAUCUUACUUGCCAGAUGGAAGAGCACUUGAGGAGGUGAGAUCGAAACCAUCAACGUAUCUUCUUGAAGAUUUAGACAGUAAAGGAAUCGCCAGGGAAAUUACAAUGACUUCAAUGAAGAUCUUUGAUGGAAUGGCUUCAGUAGAAAAAAAGACACCUCUUGAAUCAUCUACAUCCCGUAGUUAUUUUCAAGCAACUGAGAAGCAAAGUCACAAUUCAAAGUUAAAAAAGGAAUCCAUCCUUUUUUCUACCAAUUUAAGAACUCGCGAAGACGUGUCCUACACUGGAGAACUCACUUCAUCAGAAUGUGGAAUUAAAAAACCUUCAACUUUGGCCCAUGAUAAUAUUAUUGUGCUGAGUGAUGAUGAAGGCGAUGAACCAAAGCACUUGGAACUUUCUAAAAGGUCUACUUCUGAUGACAGCCCCUGUAAUGACAGUAAAGAUUCAAUCUUAAUUGCCUCUGUGACUGAUGCAGAAGUGAUUAGUAAAAAUGAUGUCAGUUCCCUGGAUGGACAAGGGAAGAACUGUUUGUUGGAUCCUGUUAAAGUGAAGGAUGACCGUCAUCAACAUAGUGAAGUAGUUCUUGAAUCUAAUGUGGCAGACGGUUCUUGCCAUGCAGGCUCUACCAGUGCAGGGUGUGGUAAGAAUGUUCAGGAUUCCUCAAACAUGAGAAUGACCAGUAAGGAUCCAAAUAUGGUAAAUGCUAGGUGUACACUUCCACAGCAGUGUGGCACUGCAAAUCCUAAUGAUGAUGAUAACAUGGGGGCGAAUGCCACCUCAAAUCCAGUGGACAAUUCAAGAGUUAUGGCAGGUAGCCCAUCUUGCUCACAAAAUAAUUUGGACCGCUAUAUCCGCCAGAAGGGUCCCCGCAUUGCCAAGGUAGUGCGAAGGAUUAACUGCAAUGUGGAGCCUCUGGAAUUUGGAGUUGUACUUCCCGGAAAAUUGUGGUGUAACAGCCAGGCGAUAUUUCCCAAAGGAUUUAAGAGCCGGGUUAGAUACACAAGUGUUUUAGAUCCAACAAAUAUGUGUUACUAUGUAUCAGAAAUUCUGGAUGCCGGACAAAAAGGACCUCUGUUCAUGGUUUCCAUGGAGCAUUGUCCAAGUGAGGUAUUCAUUCACAUUUCAGCAACCAGAUGCUGGGAAAUGGUGAGAGAGAGAGUAAAUCAAGAGAUCACAAAGCAGCAUAAAUUGGGAAGAAUGAACUUGCCACCUUUGCAACCUCCUGGAAGUCUUGAUGGCUUUGAAAUGUUUGGGUUUUCUUCACCAGCAAUCGUACAGGCCAUAGAAGCGUUGGAUCGUAAUCGAGUUUGUACAGAUUAUUGGGACUCCAGGCCCUACUCACGACCUCAGGGUCAGAUUCCACAACCUUCUCAACCCAAAGAAAGUGGAGGAUAUGUCAAGGGGACAUCUGAGGAACAUGAUAAUAGAGGGACUCCUGGGAGCAAUCUGCUACCUCAUGGAGUUGAUGAGACGAUACUUCGAGGCUUAUUCAAGAAGGCAAACCCAGAAGAAUUAUACACACUGAGUCGAAUUCUAAAUGAUGAUAAGCCAAAAGUUGAUGGAGGCUUAAUAACACUUCUUAAUGAAGAGAUUCACAAUCGCCCUAGAUAGUUCACUAAUUUGGUCUCACGAGGCUCUGAGACCGAAUUUGCCAUUGCAAUUUUUUUGUGACUGCUGUAAAUUCCAAGUUCUCACUGUCACCUUGCACAUACAUCUCCAUUUAAUCUACUAAAUUCUUUUACUUAAGAGAGAGAAAAGGAAAAGGAAGGAAAUAUUAUCUUGUGUAAUUCUUCUCCAUAGUUGCCAUUCAUAAGAAAGGAGAAGCUGACAAUGUAUCUGGAGGAUACUUCCAUUUUUGUGAAACGGUGCGCAUAAUAUCUUUGCGGGGGUUUGUUCUCGAUUUCUGACAUUGUUUGCAACUUAAGCUGAGACAGGAUAAAAUAAGCUUAUGGAGUUUGUCCUGACCAAAAGAAAAUUCUAACUAGAAAGAUUGAGCUUCCCAACUUUGUAACUGUAUCUAGUUCAACACUUCAUUAGGAUGUUAUGAUUUUGAUCUUACAAGUCUGUUAUACUCUGUUCUACUGUGAAUUGAUGCAUUUGUGUUGGGGCUUACAUAGCAAA
This is a messenger RNA of Hevea brasiliensis (rubber tree), 4444 nucleotides long. RefSeq names its product putative lysine-specific demethylase JMJ16. Gene Ontology annotation, cellular component: nucleus. The record is from RefSeq and is a predicted model, not a curated record. Gene Ontology annotation, molecular function: histone H3K4me/H3K4me2/H3K4me3 demethylase activity. Bases 206 to 3934 code for a protein of 1242 amino acids. The transcript is spliced from 13 exons. Gene Ontology annotation, biological process: chromatin remodeling. Lineage: Eukaryota; Viridiplantae; Streptophyta; Magnoliopsida; Malpighiales; Euphorbiaceae.